UGAAGUCUCUAAAGAUUACUACAUGAUUCGAUUUGCACUGGGAAGAACCGAACAAUAUAAAUGCUUUUCGAAGGUCUGGGGAACAUGAAAGGAUCAUGUGCCGGAAGGAUAGGUGUACUGUCUAUGGUUUAUUAUGCAAGUACCUCUGUUGCUGCAACCCUGGUUGGCUUGACAUUAGUCCUGGCCAUCAAACCUGGAGCUUACUCAGACUCGUCGACAACCGAUGUAUUACACAGUAACGCUAUGGCAUCAACAAUGGACAUCUUCAUGGACUUAUUGAGAAACAUAGUUCCUGACAACAUAGUUGCUGCUACAAUCCAACACUCACGCACUGAGAUGGUUGUUCAUGGAAUAAAGUUACAGGACGAUGGCAACUCUAGUUCUGGUUACCUGCAGGAUACUGGUGGUAAUUCCAGGAAGGUCAACCAAUCUGUUACGGCAAAGAAAACAGUGAUGGUUGAUGGGGCAAAUAUCAUAGGUGUACUUAUCUACUGCAUUGUUUUCGGUGUGACUCUUAGCCAGCUAGGUCGUCGUGGAGCAGUGGUGACACAAUUCUUUACCGUCGUCAACAUCGUCACCUUCAAAAUGAUCAGACUUGUCAUGUGGUAUUCACCAAUUGGCAUACUGUUUCUCGUCAUGGGCCAGAUAAUGUCCACAACUGACAUGACGGAGACUGGACAAACACUGGCUAUCUACAUUGCAACUGAGUUGUCCGGAUUGGCAAUCCAUUCACUGAUGGUCGUUCCAGGCAUGUAUUUCAUCCUGACAAGGAAGAACCCAUUUGCCAUAUACCUCAAAGCAAUACAAGCUCUGCUGACAGCCUUUGCGACAAGCUCCAGCGCUGCCACGCUGCCGGUGACGAUGCAGUGCGUCGAGACGCGGAUGAAGAUGGAUACACGAAUAUCCCGUUUCAUCCUCCCAGUGGGCGCCACAGUCAACAUGGAUGGCACAGCGGUGUAUGCUGCCAUCGCCCCUGUGUUCAUAGCACAGUACAAUGGAAUCAACCUAUCAUUUGGAGAUGUCAUAAUUAUAAGAAUAUCCCCCUACCUUUUUGGAGAGUAG
This is a messenger RNA of Haliotis rufescens (red abalone), 1062 nucleotides long. Its product is annotated as excitatory amino acid transporter 3-like. The coding region runs from base 61 to 1062 and encodes 333 amino acids. The transcript has 6 exons. Lineage: Eukaryota; Metazoa; Mollusca; Gastropoda; Lepetellida; Haliotidae. The record is from RefSeq and is a predicted model, not a curated record. Gene Ontology annotation, molecular function: glutamate:sodium symporter activity; neutral L-amino acid transmembrane transporter activity; L-glutamate transmembrane transporter activity. Gene Ontology annotation, cellular component: plasma membrane. Gene Ontology annotation, biological process: L-glutamate transmembrane transport.